Molecule: messenger RNA, 2088 nt
Organism: Dinoponera quadriceps
Lineage: Eukaryota; Metazoa; Arthropoda; Insecta; Hymenoptera; Formicidae
Gene: Urm1
Product: ubiquitin-related modifier 1
Exons: 6
Coding region: 1651-1950 (99 amino acids)
Biological process (GO): tRNA thio-modification; protein urmylation
Cellular component (GO): cytoplasm; nucleus
Molecular function (GO): protein tag activity
Source: RefSeq, a predicted model, not a curated record
CUCACUCCACGUACGAACACACUUGUCAGGAACGCUGAGGUUAACGUCACUUGCGCGCAUGUGCUUUCGCAGCUGCGGAAAGCCGCGCGCGCACACACACGCGGGCUCUUUGGUUUUGUUUCAUUACACAAUCGAUCCCGCGUUAGCACGUACGAUCGAAAAUUCGUAUCGCGCGCUCCUCUCUUUUCCGUUUUUUUCUCUCGCCGUUGCGUUGCAGAGAAUGCACGUUAUGGUUUAUUAAAUUGGACUCGUAGUGUACAAAGCAUACGAAUACACAAAGGGAUCUGAAUUAAACGUCUGUGUAAUAUAUAGAACGCGAAAAUAAAACGGUACUUUCCCACCUGAAGUCCUUGACUGGUUAAUUUUUUUUCCAUUCUUUAUUUAGUGAGGUUAUGUAUACAUAUCGAUCGCAUCGGAGCCGGAAACGUCGAUCAAUAAUCGUAGACGGUUUUACAAGAGCGAUUUUUUACCGUUUGUCUCACCUGACAAUUCAUUUAACCAUAGACAUAUAGCAGCACUGCCAUCCAGUCACCGGAAUAAAAAAACAAAAUGAAAUAGUGGUCGGUAUUCAUGGUCAGAUCUUGUAUUUAAGCAUUCUUAAGCUCAUCUUCAGGUGCUUCGCAGCCAAUGAAAUGAGCCGUACAGCAUCUGAAGAUGAAUUUAAGACGGUCUUUUAUAUAAGAUUCGAUUAUUGGCGUUUUCGAUUUGCUGACUCGACCCAGCUGCUGAACUGGUACAACAAGUUAGAAUGAGACAAGUAUAUUUUGUCUCCCUCUAACUUAUCCGCACUAGUUUAACAGUGUGGCUAAAAACAUAAGUUGGAGCUUAUGCCCGUUUCCUAUCGUGGUUCUAAUCUAAUCGACGAUUAACUCAACAGAAUUGACCAAUCGUAUUGGCGAAUUAACUAAAUUGCUCAAUACGAUUGGUCAAUUCCGUUGAUUUAAUAGUCGAUUAGAUUCAAACCAUAAUGGUAGACAGACAUCAGUCCGUUCUUUUUCGCUGAACUGUCUGCACUAGUUCGGGAGAAAUUUACACGCACAUUAAAGCGUGCGAAACAUAAACGUAAAACGAGAUUCUCGUAUUUCAGUGUGCGUAAAUUUCUCGAACAAGUACAGCAAGUUCAGCUAAAAAGAACAGACUACACCUGUCUCUCCUCUUUUCUCUUCCCACAAACGACGCAAUUAAAGCCAGCGGCACACGAUGCUAGUUUUCGUACUGGAUUGCUUGCUGGAUGGAAAUACUGCCUUCUAAUUGGUGUAUCGUUGUCCAUUUUCGGAAAUGCACCAAUCAGAACGCAGUAUUUCUAUCCAGUGAGCAAUCCAGCACGAAAACAAGCAUCGUGUGCCACUGGCUUUAGGCGAAGAAAGCAUCAUUGUUUUCGUUGCCUUCUUUUACCAACGUCGGCUUCGGUCCUCUGAUGAGAGUGCUCACUCUAUACGUCUAUAGUCUCACGUGACAGACACAAGGUGUGAGCAAACAUAACCUAAGCGGAGAACAAACUUCGUCGAAAACUCGGGGGGUUACUAGCGACGCAACUAGCGCUGUCCCUCUCAGAACGCCAGCACCAUUAUCGUCGGCAACUAGAAACGCAGUUUGUGCGCGCGGAAAUUCGAUUGUAACUUCGCGAGCGUUGUUCGAUUUCGCGGAACGAUGGCCGCCGGACUUCGUCUGACCAUCGAGUUCGGGGGUGGGGCGGAAUCGUUGUUCGACAACAAGAAGAGGCACGAGGUGAACUUACCUGGCGACGAGUGGACCUUGGGACAACUGGUGUUCUGGCUGCGAGAUAACCUCCUCACCAGACAGCCGGAACUCUUCAUGAAGGACAACACGGUGCGGCCGGGUAUUCUGGUUCUGGUAAACGAAACCGACUGGGAAUUGCUGGGGGAAGGCGAUUAUAAACUGUGCCCGCAGGACACUGUGCUUUUCAUCUCGACGUUGCACGGAGGAUAGACGUAUCUUCGACAUUGAAGAUCGACGGAUUGAAGAUCCACAGAGAGGUGCAGCGAGGUCUGCCGAAAGAUCGGCGCAGUCGGGAACCCAGGCGCACCUGUGCGUCGCGGAAGGUAGACGGUAGAAGAAAAGAUAGGG